Clarias gariepinus (North African catfish) is the source of this 18425-nucleotide messenger RNA. RefSeq names its product lysine (K)-specific methyltransferase 2Cb (gene kmt2cb). The record is from RefSeq and is a predicted model, not a curated record. Lineage: Eukaryota; Metazoa; Chordata; Actinopteri; Siluriformes; Clariidae. Gene Ontology annotation, molecular function: histone binding; transcription coactivator activity; histone H3K4 methyltransferase activity. The transcript has 61 exons. Gene Ontology annotation, cellular component: MLL3/4 complex; nucleus. Bases 1088 to 15985 code for a protein of 4965 amino acids. Gene Ontology annotation, biological process: positive regulation of transcription by RNA polymerase II.
ACUAUUCAGAUUAAACAUGAGGCGAAAGCAGCGCGCGGGCUGAGACGCGGGAAGAUUUACGCGCUCUUUUUUGUGUGUGUGUGUGAACGCGUAACUAUUUCGCGGCGCCAGGACACACGCGGUGACGCGACGCGCACUCAAAUAUGGCUACCGUCGGAGUGCGAGGAGCUACAACUUUAAUAUCUGUCUCUUGUUAAAUAUUGUUUUUUUAUUUUUUAAUCUUUAACGAUGUGAUUUCCCUCCCUGUUCUAAACGGGAUACACACCGGGGAGACGCUUCUCCUGACUGUAUGGACGCGCUGAACUUCGGAAAACGGGAACGGAUAUUCCGUGUUAUUGUGGAUGUGUGUGUGUGUGUGUGUCUUAUAAACACUGGUGUCUAUUUUUUUUUUUGUUGAAAAUUGCCAGCUUCAAAACGGAUUAAUCCUGGAUCGAAUUUAACACGUUGUGUGUGUGUGAUCUGGUUUUUAUUAUAUUUUUCAUGGAAAUAAGGGUUUCUCUCACUGCCUCGGGAUUAUAUAUGUGUUUCUAUUAUAUACUGCUGAGGGGAAAAAAAGCCGAGCAUCGUUGGGAAGAAAAGCCGAACACACACACAUACACACACACACACACGCAGAAGCGGCGCAGGGAUGUGAAAACCCUGAAGGAUCUCGCGAUGUGGGAAUGAAUAAAGCGGAAUAAGAAACAUAUAUACAGUAAUACAAAUACAAAAAAAACAAAAACAACAACAGAAAAACGCAACUGUUCCAUUCCGGAAUCGGGACGGAUUCACACUACGCGAACUGGAUUACGGAAUAUAUCUGGAUGCUCCCGUUACAUGUUCGACCAAGAUUCGGAGUAUAAACUGGGAUUUUAUUUUUCAAAAUCCAGGAGUCUUAAUGUCGACAUAGUGGUCUCCCCCCCCCUCACCCCCACUCCUACCCCACUCCCCUUCUCCUCCUCCUCCUCCUUUUCCACCACCUUCUCCUUCUUCUUCUGGUUCUCCUCACAAAACACUAAAAAAAACCGAAACAAACUCCCCCCGUGUAUGUCCUCAACCACAUUAAUGACAUGAAGGACAUACACUCCUAGUAUUAUUUAAUAAAAGAAUGUCAUCAGAGGAGAAGAUUCCUGAUUCCUCUGAUAAAGGACCCUCGCCACCACUGGGUGGAUCUGUGGCCACGCCCACAGGAAGUCCCGCCCACAAUGACAGGAGGCCCCGAGGCCGACCUCGAAAGGAUGCUGGAUCCACUCCCAGACAGAGGCGGAAUCGAGGCAGAGGGAAGGCCGUGCUGGAGGAUGAGGACAGCGCUGACGGGAUGGACAGCGGAGGAGCGCAGGAGCUCGACGGUAGAGGAGUGCAGCAGGAGGAGUGUGAGGGCGUGGCCACGGCGUCUCUUCCCGGAGACGGAGAGGAGGAAGUUCGUCCUGCACCGCGUGUUUCCCCGAACCCGGAGAUGGAGGAGGCGGGAACAUCAGCGGCCUGUGGAGGAGAUAAAAGCAGCGAGCGGCUCUGUGCCUUUUGUUACUGCGGAGCACGAAGUCUGCUCGGUCAGGGUGAACUGAAGCUCUUCAAGGCCACGCCAGGAUGCGACCCUGCGCUCCACCGUAACCAUGACGACGGCCAAUCAGGGAAGCCUCGGGUUCUGGAGAGCGGCGGAGCAGAGGACGCGGCCCGCAGGUCCUGGGACGAGCUUCACCACGUGGGUUUACCCGAGGACGUAGACGUCCGGUCUCUCUUCGACGAGUCAGGUCAGUGCUGGGCCCAUCAGCGGUGCGCUCUGUGGUCGGAGGGUGUGUGUCAGGCGGAGGACCAAACACUGCUCUAUGUGGACAGAGCCAUCCACUCAGGGAGCACAGAGCAUUGUGCAUAUUGUAAGCGCCUUGGAGCAUCCAUUAAGUGCUGUGAGGAGGGGUGUGAGCGUUCGUACCAUUAUCCGUGUGCGGGGGCAGCCGGAACCUUCCAGGACUUCAGGAAGCGCUCCGUCCUGUGUACAGACCACCUCGAGCUCGCCUUCAGUAAAUCAGCGGAGGAGGCGCACUGUGUGCUGUGUGAGAGUCCGGGAGAUUUAAUGGACCAGCUGUUCUGCACCAGCUGCGGUCUUCAUUACCACGGCAUGUGUUUGGACAUCAGCGUGACUCCUCUGAAGCGAGCGGGCUGGCAGUGUCCGGAGUGUAAAGUGUGCCAGACGUGCAAGAACCCCGGGGAGGACACGAAGAUGCUGGUGUGUGACAUGUGCGAUAAAGGCUAUCACACCUUCUGCCUGCAGCCCGUCAUGGACUCCAUCCCCACCAACGGAUGGAGGUGUAAGAACUGCCGAGUGUGUGUGCAGUGUGGCACUCGGAGCAGCAGUCUGCUGUGUGAGAGCUGCUCCGGGCAGCACGACUCGACUCCGCUCUGCUCCCUGUGUGCCGGAAACCUGGAGGCCGAGCUCCAUAAAGACCUGCUCUCCUGCCAUCACUGCAAAAGGUGUUUUCACGCUGAGUGUGAGCGGCAGGUGGAGGGUCACGUGGAGCUCCAGGCCGGAGAGGAUUACGUGUGUUCGAUGUGUAAACAUGCCAGCGUCGGGCCAGGAUCCACACUCGCGGAGACGGAGAAGCAGGAAGCAAACAUGGACGUCGAAACGGAAACGCAGUCAGCACAAUCAGACAUGGACUGUGAACCCGCUCAGACGGACAGCACAGAACCGGGACGGACCGUCACCGAGCCGCGGUGUGAGGAGAAGGAGGAGGACAAGGAGGACGUGACGGAGCACAAGGAGUCCGAGGUGUGUGCAGAAAAGAGCUGUGAAAAAUCCCUACAGGAGGUCAGUGAAGCGUCACCGAAAGGCCCCACGGGUGAAAAGGUUCCAGCCACAGAGCCUCCUCAGGACACGAAGCCAGCUGGUAGUCCAGGAGCUCCUCAGCAGGAGCCAGGUCCAUCCCCUGAGCCACCCUCAAGCCAAUCUUUCACUCAGUCCAUAAAAGCAGAGUUGCCUCAUCACCCAGAGAGCCCAUCAUCGUCUGGAGCUCCAGAAACAUCAUCUCUCCAAGGGGAGGAGCUGAGUUCGAGUCUGGAGGAAAAGAAAACCAUCACACCAGCCACCAAAGACCUCACAUCGAUCUCUGAACCUUCUAAUGAGGAACCGAUGGACGUAUCAUUUUCUACAGUUGAAGAAGCGUCCAUUGAGGAUAAAGCAAAUUCUGUGCCAAAGGUAGAGGAGGUGAAAAACACGGGCCUCUUUGAGGAGAAAAAGUCAGAGAGCGUCACUCCCAUCGAGCAAGAAAAGGUUCCUGAGGAAGCUGAAAGAUCGACGGAACCUCUUACGUUGGAGGAGCGAGAAAGUGUCACGGAAGAUCCUGCGGUGCCGCAACAUCACACGCCUUCAGAAGUCAGCCUGAAGGAAAACGAUUUGGACGCCAUGCUGGUGGAUGAACAGGCUAAGUCCUGUGUGGGCCUCCUCGUAGAGCAGCAGGAGAGAAGUGCUGAGGAAUGUAACAAGUCUUCUGACAGUUUCUCUGUGGAGAAACAUGAAGGAGCAUCUGAUGGUGUCAAAACAGAGGUUCCUUCUGAAGGCCACGUGGUGGCACCAUGUGAAAGCCAUGCAGUGAAGGAGCAUGAGAAAGGCCUCACGGUGCGGAAGAGCGAGUUUCCAGUGGAGGAGCGUAAAAAAUCUUCUGAAGAUCUUGGUCAGGUGAUGGACUUCAGUAUGGAUGGUGAGAGAAGCUUGGCGAAGCUGAGCUCGCUGGUGGAAGAGAGAACGUCACUGAAGCCUUCAGUGGUCAGGCAGCCAGAGAGUUUCCACUGCUCCGUAAUCAACCCCCAAAACCUGUCUGCUCUCGGGGAACCAACCAGCAACGUGCCUUCAGCCACUUUCAUACCACUUACGCCCAAAAUUGGCAUGGGCAAACCCGCCAUCUCCAAGAGGAAGUUCUCACCUGGAAGACCCAGGGUCAAGCAGGGAGGAUGGAGUGCGUCUCCUAGACUGAGCUCCCCCUCUCCGUCCCCGGUUUGGGACGGCCCAAAAAGCAGACAGGACCAGAACAUGGGCGUCUGGAGCAUCCGUGUGGGUCGGGGUUCAGGAUUCCCUGGCAGGAGGAGACCCAGAGGGGCAUGGCUUACAGGUAGAGGUGGGCGUGGCCGAUCCAGGAUGAAGAACGGAGUGGGUCCGGUUCCAGCGCCGGGAGUGGGCGCCAUGGAGCCGCAGAUCUACCAGUUCCGAGAGGAAGAAGAGAACUCCAUGCACAACACGGUGGUGAUUUUCUCCAGCACAGACACCUUUACGCUAAAACAGGACAUGUGUGUGGUGUGUGGGAGUUUCGGGCAGGGGGUGGAGGGCCGCCUUCUUGCCUGCGCCCAGUGUGGACAGUGUUACCACCCGUACUGCGUUAACAUCAAGAUCACAAAAGUGGUCCUGAGUAAAGGCUGGCGGUGUUUGGAGUGUACAGUGUGCGAGGCGUGCGGUCAGGCGAGCGACCCUGGGCGCCUUCUGUUGUGUGACGAGUGUGACAUCAGCUACCACACCUACUGCCUGGACCCGCCCCUUCAGAACGUCCCGAGCGGCAGCUGGAAGUGCAAAUGGUGUGUAUCGUGCACCCAGUGUGGCGCCACCUCGCCGGGGCUGAGGUGCGAGUGGCAGAAUAACUACACUCAGUGUGCGCCGUGUGCCAGCCUGACUUCCUGCCCCGUCUGUCUGCUGGACUACAGCGAGGACGAGAUCAUCCUGCAGUGCCGCCAGUGUGACAGAUGGAUGCACGCCUCGUGCCAAGGCUUCCACUCCGAGGAGGAGGUGGAGAAAAUCUCCGACACCAGCUUCGACUGCAGUUUGUGCCAAGGCCAAGGCCCGCUCUCUCCAGCACCAGUACCCAAACCCCAUGUGGAAUUCUCUCCCGAGCUUCCUGUUACUCCGCAGAUCUCUGUAAAGCCGAGGGAUUUGGGUUUAAUGAGAACGUACACGCAGGACGGCGUGUGUCUCACCGAAUCGGGUCUGUCCCAGCUCCAGAGCCUGGCCAACUCCGCCUCUAGGCGAAGAAAGACCAAGCCCAAGCUCACGUUGAAGAUCAUCAACCAGAACAGCGUGGCCGUGCUGCAGACGCCGCCAGACCCUCAAAGCGAACUCUCCCGAGAUGUCGACCUCGACGACAGCAGAGAAGCGGAGCUGGUGGAUGGAGAAGGAAAGUCCGACUCGAGCCCAGAGAGAGAGAUAGCAGGUGAGGACGAGUCUAAAGGAGGCGAUGGCUGUAAGAAGAGGAAGAGGAAGCCGUAUCGGCCCGGUAUCGGAGGCUUUAUGGUGAGGCAGAGGAACCGAACAGGCCAAAGUAAAGCUAAACCGGCUUUGAGCAGGAAGGACUCGAGCGGCUCCGUGUCCGAAACGCAGCAGGGCAGAGAUGACGGCUGGGCCGACCUGAUGCCAGACGCGCCGCUGGACGAGAAACCUUCUAUCGCCGACUUCCCUGAAAAUCCAGAGGUCAAAGUGCGUAAGCGCUACAGGAAGAAGAAGACCAAGCUAGAAGAAGCGUUUCCUACCUACCUGCAGGAGGCUUUUUUCGGGAAAGACCUCCUGGAUAAAAGCAAGCAGAGCAGGCAGGAGACCACGGGUGUGUUACAGGAGGAUAAGGACAGGAAGCAGCAGAACCCCGGUGCGAUGAAGCUGCCCUCCAACGCCUCACUCUGCACGUCUACGCCGCAUCCCAGUAAAGCUGCAGCGCUACGGAGUUGUGAGGAGCCGCUGGUGGAUCUGUCCGAGGUGCUGAAAUCGGACACCGAGCUGUUGGGAAUGCUGUCUGAUAACAUGGGCAAACAGACCGAGGAGUCCGGUCUUGAUUUUUGCCCUUUCCAGGUUGACUGCUCUCCCUCUCCGUUUGAAGAGCCUUCGGUUUCUUCUCAGUCGAACCAGGGACGGGUGUCUCAUCAGGACGAGCCGCUGGACGGCAUCCUGAGCCCCGAACUGGACAAGAUGGUGACGGACGAAUCCAUCCUGAGCAGACUGUAUAAAAUCCCAGAGCUGGAGGGAAAGGAUGUCGAGGAUCUCUUCACCGCCGUGUUGAGCCCCAGCACCACUCAAGCUCCUCCCCAAACCCAGGGAACACACGCCAUACACGGGCAUCCAGGACAGGGGCCUCCGCCCACCCAGAUCAACUCAGGAAUGUUUCCCAGAAUGCCAGUGAUAAAUGGACUGAUGAGCCCCAAUCAGCAGUUCCCUCCCGGGGCGGACGUAGGGCGAAACUUCCCUCCCAUGCAACGCAUGCCUUUUUCUGACAAUCUGAGGGACAGGAAGUUUGGUCCUAUGUCACGGGAUGCGGCUGGUCCUUGGUCGGCCACAGGUCCAGGUUCCAGUCCUGCUCCGGUUCCAGUUCCGGCUCCAGCAGCCGAGGGAGAGACGGAUUCUUUAUCCACGGCUCAGAAGAGCAUGCUAAAGUGGGAGAAAGAGGAGACACUGGGAGAACUCGCUACUGUCGCCCCAGUCCUCUACACGAAUGUCAACUUCCCCAAUCUCAAAGAGGAAUACCCAGACUGGCAAACACGAGUGAAACAAAUCGCCAAGCUGUGGAGAAAAGCCAGUGCCCAAGACCGAGCUCCAUAUGUGCAAAAAGCUCGGGAUAACAGAGCGGCGCUACGCAUCAACAAAGUCCAAAUGUCUAACGAGACGAUCAAGAGGCAGCAACAGCCACAGACCUCGCAGCCUUUGGAGGUGUUUGAUCCUGCUAUUCCUCCUCUGGACCCUGAGCUUCUCUUCAAGGAUCCUCUUAAGCACAAGGAAUCUGAACAGGAACAGGAAUGGAAGAUGAGACAGCAAAUGAGACAGAAAAGUAAGCAACAAGCCAAGAUUGAAGCUACACAAAAACUUGAGCAGGUAAAGAACGAGCAGCUUCAACAGCAGCAACAGCAGCAGCUCAAAGCGGGUCAGACUGACCUUGACGGGUCCGGUAGCCUCCAGAGUCCAGCUUCAUCACAGUCCAGCAAUGGGAACAUGUCUCCUAUGCAGUCCACUUCCAAAAAUGGGUUCUCUAAACCACACCUCCCAGGAACUCCCACAGCGGGGUCCCCAGAUGACGUCUUUUUACGUCCGCACCCUCCUCCUCCAUCUUCAGGAUCCCAGCCACAGUCCCCCCAGAUGUUCUCUCCAGGAUCUUCUGGUUCUAGGCCAUCAUCACCCUGGGAUCCUUAUACCAAAAUGGUCGGCACGCCAAGACCACCACCAAGUGGCCCGGGUGCUGUCCGUCGGAACUCCGAAUCUGGGAAAUCACCCAGGAGUCUCUCGGAGGAUAGGGGGAAACCUUCGUCGGUACAUGAAUCUAUCGGUUCACCAACAGCCCUUAAUGUUGAUCCAUAUGCAAAGCCUCCAGACACACCAAGGCCUGCAGGUCCAGCAGACCCCUUUCUUAAGCCUAUGUGCCCUCCCAGGAUGGGUCAGCCUGUUGAAGGGAGACAUAUAAUUGGGUCUCCAGGGCACGAUCCAUACUCCAGGGGAGCCAUGAGAAAGGAAGCAUACUCACGAAUUCCUCCUGGCAAGAUGAUACUUUCAGAUCCAUAUGCCCGCCCUCUACUCGCUCCCAUCCCAGGAAGUAAUGAAUCUGGGUCUGUCCAGCCCUUCAAAGCCCCCAUGCCUCCAUCUCAUCCUCAGGACUCAAAUGCAGCCAUGCAUUCCAGAAGACCAAGCGGGGAUCCCUUUGAAAGACCAAUGGUACCCCCUCGUCCCCCAGAAGCUUUUGCACAGAAUCAGCAGAAUGACCCAUAUGCACAUCCUCCACUAACUCCGCAUCCUCUGAUAAAUGAAGGUUUUGAGAAUCAAACAAGAGUUACACGGCAACCUCAGCCUCACCCUUUUGCACAGCCAGGGCAAAUGGCACAUCAGUCCACUGGAAACCCAUAUGCACGUACCCCCUCAACUCCUAGACCAGAUUUCUCUCAUUGUGAUCCUUUUGCCCAGUCCCCAUAUUCUAAUCCAUAUGCCCGAAUGCCAGGAACUCCGAGACCGCAUGACCCUGAACCUUACUCUCGCCAAUCUGCAACACCACAUCCCAUCAUGAUGAACCAAUCUUCACAGCAAACACAGAAUCGCAUGCAGUCUCCCAUGUCGUUGGAUCCAUAUGCACAGCAGCCUGGAACACCUCACCCAGGGGUACCAGAAAGGUUCCCAAGACCCCAAAAUUACCAAAGGAAUCAAGACCCAUUUAUUCAUCCCCCUGCAAUGACUCGACCACGAGGACCUGACCCUCAUGCUCAGCCAGUAGGAGUAAUCCAUGAUCCAUUUUCACAAGGCCCCAGGACACCUCAUCCUGGAGGUCCAGCGCAGGGUAUACGACCAGGAUCCUUGCCCACUCAGGAUGCGUUUUCUCCACCUCAGGUCUUGAUGCAGGAUACAUUUGCAAGUCCAGCAGUUCCAGGAUCUCAGACUCCACGACACCCUGGUCUGGCAGAUGAAAACAAUAUGUCUCAGUCACCAUCAAGUCAGCCAAACCAGACUCCAGUUCAUGACCCAUUUGAACAGUCACCCAUGAAUCCUCACCCUCAGUUUUCAGAAAAUAGGGAGCAACAAGGGUUGGGACACACCACUGUAGCAAUAGGACAGCCAAACCUAGAUGUUCAAACUGUUCCACUUGCAGAAGCUGAGGAAAGGCUGAGACAGCGUCAACGUAUCCGAGAGCUGCUUCUAAGACAGCAGCAGCAGAAAAGUGCCAUUCGUCAGGAAAAGAUCCCACAGGAGCAACCGGUGCCUGUAGCUCCAGGAACCCCUCAACACUGGACUCAAGAAGCUAGAGGUCUGCAGAAUGACAUAUUCAACCGACCACCUCCACCAUAUCCGGGUCCAGGAGCUGUACGAAGCCCACAGAGAUUUCAUGGACCAUACCCAGGAGAGCAGCGAGGCCCUUUUCCUGAUGGGCAAUUUCCAAGACCUCAGUUUCCAGGAGACACAAAUAACCUGAGGCAGCCAGGACCUAGGUUGGGCUUUCCCUCCGGUGUUCAAGGGCCUGGUUUAAGACCCCCUAUGAAUCAAAUGCAAGAUUCAAUGAUGGAAGGUCAUCCACAAAUGAGAAGGUCCAUGUCCAUAGAUCUGGGCAAAUCAUUAGGAGGUAACCCAAUGGGACUACAGCCUUUAUCGCAUCAAGGCAUGGAUAUGCAGCAACACAAUAUCAUGGGUCAACCUUUUAUAGAACUCAGACACAGACCUCCUGAGAGCAGGUUGCGGCUUUCUUUUGGACCUCCUGUAAUGCAGGGAAACCGAAUAGAAUCACCCUCUCAGCGACCUUUAGGUUUCAUGAGUGGAACAGAAAUGGGCUUUUCAAACAAUCAGGGUCCUAAACCCAUGGAUUCUAAUAUAAGUCAAACUCAGGGAGUAGGUGCAGAUAUGCAUGGGACGAUGGGUAUGGAAAACUUGCAUCAGUCCAAUGUUGCAAUAAGGACCGGGCCAAUUCCGAUCAUGAGGUCAAUGAGCCAACCUGCUUCAAAUGAGACGUUCAGUGGAACCGCCCCAUCAAAUUUUCCUGCACCAUCUUCUGGACCAUCAAGUGAGGUUGAUUUACCAAUAAAUGAAGGAUCUGGGGAGAAAAUUGAUGCAGAUGAAUCAGCUGUGAAGGACCUUGAAGAUGUAGAGGUCAAGGACCUGGUGGAUACAGAUUUAGAGAACCUAAAUCUAGAUGCAGAUGAUGGAAAAGAUCUAGAUUUGGAAGCUAAUGACCUGCACUUAGAUGACAUAUUCUUGACAUCUGGGAAAUUUGAUAUAAUUGCCUACACUGAUGCAGACCUAGACCUUAGUGAGGAUUUGGAUCUUAGUGAUCCCAUUGAUGACCACAACGAUAGUGCUGAACUUCAAAAGGAGCAAGCUGAGAAAAAGCCUGAAAGUCCAAACAAUGGAUCUGUACCUUCUGAUUCUAUUUCUGCAGAAGGAAAGGCUGAGGAAAAACAUGAACUGUCAUUAGAUAAUAUCAAAGAAGAAGAUAAUCAGGUUUAUUUGAAAUCAGAAAAAGAUAUUAAAAUUGAAGUCAAUGGUGGUGUAUCACAAGAGAAUUCUUGCAAAAAUCAAAUCACAAACACUACAGUUGUUACUCAAGGAGACUUUAGAUGUACCACAGAUGCCAUUCCAAAACCUGGUGUCCAUCCAGAAGCUACUCCUGUGUUAUCUAGCUUACUGGUUAAUGUGCCUGCAGAUAAUAAAUCACACAAACAAGAGAACUGUGGUCAGCCAGGGUCUCUUCAAGAAUCUAGCCUACAACAGGCACUUAAUUCAGCUCUUCUAGAUCAAGGAGCUAUGUCUGUACAAGGAGUGAAUUCUGGCUUGGUUGUAGACCAAGCAAUGGUUUCUGCUCAAACUGAGGGUCCAUUAGAUGUGCAUUCAGGUUCCAUCCAGGAUCAGCCUUCAGGUUCUACGUUUGAAGUGGAUCAGAAGGAUGGUCUGCUUUCAGUGGAACAAUCUGCCAUUCUUACUCAGACCCAACAAGCCAUGUUGUCACAGCAGGGCCAGCAGAAUCGACCGCUGCUCCUGGAAGAGCAGCCACUCCUGCUGCAAGAUCUUUUGGAUCAGGAGAGGCAGGAACAGCAGCAGCAGAAGCAGAUGCAGGCUAUGAUAAGACAGCGGUCCAAUGACUCGUUUUUCCCAAAUAUAGAUUUUGAUGCCAUUACUGAUCCUAUCAUGAAAGCAAAGAUGGUGGCCUUAAAAGGAAUCAAUAAAGUAAUGGUUCAAAACAAUAUGGGAAUGUCACAGAUGGUCAUGAACAAAUUUCCAGUGAAUGCUCAAGCAGGUCAGGGAUCACAGGGUUCUGAAGGAUGUGUUCCUCCACAGCCGACACCGGCUCAGGAUGGAAAACUGGCUCCAUAUAUGACAAGACCUAGUCCUCCAAGUUUUGGGCAAGGAUUCACCAAUGAAGCCCAGAAAAUACAGUAUGAAGACUGGCUUCGUGAGACCCAAAAGCUUCUUCAGAUGCAGCAGAAGUUUCUUGAGCAACAGAUUGGGUCUCACAGGAAGUCAAAGAAGGCUUUAUCAGCUAAGCAGAGAACAGCUAAGAAGGCUGGACGGGAAUUUCCUGAGGAGGAUGCUGAGCAACUAAAACAUGUCACAGAGCAGCAGGGUGUGGUGCAGAAACAGCUUGAACAGAUCCGGAAACAACAAAAGGAGCAUGCAGAACUGAUAGAAGAGUACAGAGUCAAACAGCAGCAGGGUACCUUGCAGCCUCAAAUGAUGCCUGGCAUGAUGCCAAUGCAAAGUCAUUCAGGCAUGAUGCCAACUGGCCCUGUAAGCCAACCUGUUAUUGGUCCAGCCAUGCCCAUGCAGAUGCAUCCAAACCAGGCAAACAUUCCCAACAUGCCACCCUGGCGUCCUGGAGCUCCUGGCCCUGUUGGACCUCAGAUGCCUGGUGUAAUGCCUCCUCAGAUGAUGCAAGGCCCUGCUCCUCAGCAAGGAUUACCCAGGCCCGUUCAAAGUCAAGUUGCUGGCGAGUCUCCUCAUGUGAAUUUUGAAGACACAAAUCCAUUUAGUGAAGGUUUUCAGGAACGAGAGAGAAAGGAGAGGCUUCGGGAACAGCAGGAGAGGCAGAGGGUGCAGCUGAUGAAGGAGGUGGAGAGGCAGCGCAUUAAGCAGCGAAUGGAAAUUGAGCAGCAACAUCAGCAAGGUCUCCUCAACCAGGUGCCCUUCUAUAACCAGAACUUGCCUCAGGAAUUCAUGCAACAACAUAGACCUCAGCAGCAAAUGCAAGGGCCAGGAUUUCCUCAGCAACCCGGCAUGCAGCCUGGAAUUGGAGAUCCUACUUCUGCACCCAUAAUGGCAAACGGGCCUUUCCCUCAGGAAAUAAGACCUGGUUUUGGGCCAGAUAACCAAGUACCACAUGGAUCUCAUUUUGUUCAGGGGCAAGCCAGACCACCAAGGUUCCCUGGACCAAAUAUGGUCCAACAUAAUCCAGGUCAUGGUCAUCCUUUUGGUGUAGAAUCAACUGCGACUCUUCCACCAAAUUUUCCAGGAUCUGGUCCAUCCCUGAUUCAGCUUUAUUCAAACAUCAUUCCAGAUGAAAAGGCUAAGAAGAAACGGAACCGCAAGAAGAAGAAUGAUGAGGACUCUGAGUCUUUGAGGGCACCAUCUACACCGCACUCUGAUCUAACUGCCCCACUGACACCCUGUGUAUCAGAUACUUCAUCCACACCCACCAGGAAUGCCUUGCUCUUUGGAGAGCAGGAGCUUUGCGAGACCUCCCAGCCUGGCUCCUCUACUCCAGGCUCUCAGAGCAGCCAGCACCAUUCAGAGUUGGAGCGACAGCUUUCUGAAGGUAGCUACUGUGGAUCAUCUGAAGUAACCAUGAGUCAGCAGGACAUCCAGGACAAGAUUCUUUCUAACAUUAAAUUGGAAAGAAUUGAAACCAGUGACUGUCAUGGUCCAAAGGUCACUGACAUGAACAUUGGUAUGGGCAUGGUAAAAGUGGAAGGGGACAAGGAAGGUGCGUCGCCACAUCCGCUGGGACAAAGUCCAGCCGGGAGCUCAAAAGGGGAAGGUGGGAAUGAGCUCCUGAAACAUCUCCUGAAGAACAAGAAGACACCUCCACCUCUACUGCCACACCAAAAGUCUGAGGAUAGCAUGAGAUCAGAGGAGGAAACCUCAACAGACAGCAAGGCCCUUUUGAGACAGAGCUCCAUAGACAGCAGCGGGACCUUCUCAGACAGCCAGCUUUCGUUUAAUCCUGACUUCAGCAGCCCAUUAAUGUCAGAAGACAAGAAAAAGCAAAGGACCAAGCGUGCACCUAGGAGUGGAGACCGUCCAGCCCCUCGCUCCAAAAAGAGAAAGAAGGACGAGGAUGACAGACAAUCCAUGUAUUCGUCCAGUGAACCAGUAAUGACCAGUCUGAAACAGCAGCAGCCCUCUCUCUUGCCCCUGAUGGAGCCUCUGGUCGGUGUAAAUUUUGCCCAUUUUGUGCCCUAUGGCAGCGGGCAGCUAGACGGAGAAAGCCGUCUUUCGGGCACUUUUGGAAGUGCCUCACUGGACGGAAUGUCGGAUUAUUACUCUCAACUCAUUUACAAACAGAACAACCUGAGUAACCCCCCAACCCCUCCAGCGUCUUUGCCUCCCACACCUCCGCCCGUGGCACGCCAGAAGUUGCUCAACGGCUUCGCCACCACAGAGGAACUGGCCAGUAAAGCAGCAGUGGUGGGUGGCCAUGAAGUGGCCAAAGGUCUGCCUUCAAGACCGCUGCACGUACCUUUUAAGACCGAGGAGGAGCUCUUUGCCAGAGCACUCGCUCAUGGACCGAAAACAGUGGACGUACCUGCGUCGUUACCAACGCCUCCCCACAACAACCAGGAAGAGCUAAGGGGCCAGGAGCACUGUGAGGACAGGGACACGCCAGACAGUUUUGUUCCCUCGUCAUCUCCGGAGAGCGUGGUUGGCAUGGAGAUCAGCCGCUAUCCGGAUCUGUCUCUGGUCAAACAGGAGCCUCCGUCUCCGUCACUCUCUCCAGUUAUGCCCAUGUUCCCGAAAUCCAGAGGGAACGGCUCUGAGACUAAGCUGAGGGAGAUUAAAACCGAGCCUUCAUCUAUGUUCUUUGGUUCUCCGUUCGGAACGCCGCAGAACGGACCUGGCCUCGUUUCCAUAGCUAUCACGCUGAAGCCCGUCGCUGCAGAGAAUAUCACUGACGUGGUCGCGGCCAUCGCCGACCUCAUCCGGGUGAAGAUCCCAAGCAGUUAUGAAGUGAGCGGUGGACCGUGGCCGCAUGGAAGUCUGGGUACACAUAAGGCGUUGGUGCAAGGCCUCGAGCCACGUCUAGGACAGUCUCAUGUGGCACAAAGGAUGAACACUCAUGCAGGAGCACAACAACAUCACCUGGAUAAAAGUCCGAUGCGAGGCAGAGAGCAGUUUCGAGACAGCUCAGGCAGCCCGGGUGCGAAACCGCAGUGGUGCCGGCAUUGUAAAGUGGUCAUCCUGGGAGGUGGCGUGAGGAACCCUAAGGAGCAUCAAAGCAAAGCACAGGACUCUCAGCCAAGCUCUGAUGGAAAUCUGGUGUUCUGCAGCCACAGUUGUCUCAUCCUGCACUCAUCCUCACAGUCCAAAGGCAGCGGUGACGCCAAGGCAUCUGUGGCGCUGCUUUCAGAGCUUUCUACUAAAGGAAGUCCAUCCAAGGCGCAUCACCAGUACAACAACAACAUGUCCUCUUUAGACGUGCACUGUUUGGCCCAGCUCCAGCCCAAGACUCUGCCUCCUUCUCGUCCUGGAGUCCACAUCCCUCCUGCUCCUGUAAAAUCGCAGCCCAAACCGGAGCCGAGCCUUCACGACGGGCAGAAUAUCAAAGUAACCGUCAAGCUCAAGCCUCGUUCCCAGAGCCAAUCAGACGAGAAGCCUUGGCAUCACGGGAAACGCUGGAAAGGCCUGCGUUGGCGCAAGUGGACAAUGCAGAUCGUGGUGCCGAAAAUCGGAUCUCCGGCACCAGAAAAAGCAGUGGAGGAUCUCCUGCUUCAGCUCAACUCAUCUCUGCGUCCUUGCUCGUCUCUGCGGGACCGGCGUCGCUGCUGCUUCUGCCAUCAGGAGGGUGACGGGGUGACAGACGGUGCCGCUCGCCUCCUCAACUUGGACCUGGACACGUGGGUUCAUCUAAAUUGUGCCCUCUGGUCUUCUGAGGUGUAUGAAACCCAAGCAGGUGCCCUGAUCAAUGUCGAGCAGGCACGUCAGCGAGGUCGAACCAUUUCCUGCGCCUUCUGCCAACGCUUGGGCGCUACCAGCGGCUGCCACCGACUCCGCUGCCUCAAUGUUUACCACUUCACAUGCGCUUUGCAGGCUGGAUGCACCUUUUUCAAGGACAAGACUAUGCUUUGCCACCAGCAUCGGCCCAGGAUCUCCGGUUCGGGUGCCCUUUUGCACCUUGAGGACCAGCAGUUGCGCUGUUUUUCUGUUUUCCGCCGUGUCUAUGUCCAGCGCGACGAGCUACGCCAGCUCGCCGCCGCUGUCCAGCGUCCUGAACUCGGACACACCUUUCGCAUAGGCAGCCUGCUCUUUCACACCAUGGGGCAGCUUCCACCUGCCCUGAUGCCCCAUUUUCAUUCAUCCACCACCCUUUUCCCACCUGGGUACGAGGCUAGCCGUCUGUACUGGAGUAUGAGGCACGGGUGCCGCCGCUGCCGCUAUGUGUGCACCGUUGAGGAGCGCCAAGGGCGGCCAGAGUUCUGCAUUCGAGUCCUAGAGAAGGGCUACGAAGACCUGCUGCUCACCGACACCACGGCUAAAGGAGUGUGGGAUAAAGUCCUGGGCUCUGUAGCAGAACGCAGGGCGGAAACCGGAAUGCUGCGUCUUUUCCCGAUCUACCUGAAAGGAGAAGAUCUGUUUGGUCUCACCGUCUCCGCAGUGACACGCAUUGCAGAAUCGCUGCCGGGCGUGCACGCUUGUUCGAGGUAUCGCUUCCGUUACGGCCGCAACCCGAUGCUGGAGCUUCCUUUAUCCAUCAACCCCUCAGGCAGCGCCCGGUCCGAGCUCAGGAGCUACCCGCAGGGUCAAAGGCUGGGGAUCUUAUCCUCGUGGAACCGGACGUCAUUAGCCAUCCAGAACUCGGCUCCUCCGGAGGCCGGCUCGUCCCACAGCAAACACUUUGUCCACUCGAAGUCAUCUCAGUACCGCCGGCUGAGCAGCGAGUGGAGGGGCAACGUUUACCUCGCUCACUCGCGCAUCCAGGGCCUGGGACUGUUUGCCGCUCGGGACAUUGAGAAGCAGACGAUGGUGAUCGAGUACCUCGGAAACAUCCUCCGGAACGAAGUGGCCAUGAGGAAGGAGCUGCACUACAAAACCAAGAACCGGGCGGUGUUCAUGUUCCGCAUCGACGGCGACUAUGUGAUCGACGCCACCUGCUCCGGAAGCCCUGCGAGGUACAUCAAUCAUUCCUGCUCACCAAACUGUGUGGCGGAGGUCGUGACCUUCGAGCGAGGCUACAAAAUCAUCAUCAGCUCCAACCGCAGGAUCGAGAAAGGAGAAGAGCUCUGCUACGAUUACAAACUGGCUCUGGUGGACAACCACAGCAAGAUGGCGUGUCUGUGCGGCGCCGCUAACUGCCGCAAGUGGAUGAACUAGAUCACGUUCGUUUCAGGAAAAUGAACGUCAUUAGGAAGGAGGAGCAGUCAUGAAACAUAGCAGUGACGAGACACCAGACAUUUUCUAGAGUCUAGAAAGAAGAAGAAGAAAUGAGAUGAGGAGGCGGAGGAUCGUUUUUGUGCGAAAUCAAAAGGAAAACACACGUUUUGUGUGUUAGAGCCAUUUGUAUCGUUCUCUGGAGGAGGUUCGAUUCAACCUGCAUGUGCCAUGUGUGCGUGAGAGUGUGUGUGUGUGUGUCUAUUAAUGGGAAAAUUUCACCAGCGAAUGAGACGUGAGAGACGAGAGCGAGAGCGAUCACUGUACCGGUUAUGCCUUAUUGGUUGAAAAAGUGGGCGGAGCUGUCCGCGACUGUAACGUAGAACAUCACUGAACGAAGAAUGUAAGGACUUCCGCAAAGGGAAAAGAAAAAAAAACUAAAUGUAACUUGCACUAAAACAAGAAAAAAAGAAGAGGAAGAAGAAGAAAACAGACAAAACUCAAAUGAAAAAAAUACUUGAUUCCAUGAGUCAGUUUUAAUCCUACGUUUUUUUGUUUUGCAAUAUUUGUGUGUGUGUGCGUGUAUGAGAGUAUGUAAAAGAAGAAAUAAUUGUGUUUUUUGUAUUUAUUACUGUGUGAGUGAAUGAGUGCGCCUAUUUUUUAAUGAUGUGAUAGAUUUAAACGAGAAAAAUGAAAAGAAAAAAAUCAAGGAACAAAAAAAAGAAACCAGAGACUGCGAAGAAUGAUGAAGAGAUUCUCUUAUGCCUGUAAAUAACUGUACAUAUACGAAAAAUAUCGGAAUGACGAUCGACCAAAUACUACCUUAUUCAUAUUGAUGUUUUAGAUGUGCUCCGUUUUUUUUUUUCUUUUUCUGUUUUGUUCUUCUCGCUUUCUUUGGAAGAAUUAUUUAAUGCGGAUGCGUCUGGUAUUCGUCUCAGAGGUUAUUUAAAAAAAAAAAACUAAAAAAAAAACAAAACGAUUAUUCUGUACAGAAUUGCAAAGAAAUUUCAGUAAGUAUUUUUUUCUCUGUAUGGUAUCGUAGUGAUUUUUGUGAUGCGUUCUGACCACUUGAAAAAAAAACUCGUUGUUUUUUGUUUGUUUUUUUUUCCUUUUGUUUCUGCAUAGCUAACUUCGUAAGGGCUUCGUAACACAUGCAUAAGUAAUGAAUUGCACGUUUAUAGGAUUAUUUAUAUAUAUAUAUAUAUAUAUAUAUAUAGAUGCAGUAUAUAGAUGGAUAGAUAGACGUUUCCUAUUUGUGUGUGCAUGUGCCCAAGUAUGAAGUAGCACAAGUGCUGAGCAAAUCGAAACGCACAUUAUAAAAGCCAUGAUGAAAAAACGCGUUAUUACGCAUCCUGGAAACAAGCUAGCUGAUCACGAAGCGAAUUCUUCACGAACGCUUGUAUGUACAGUUAAGUGGUGUUACACUUAUGUGAAGGAUACUUUUUUGCGUUUUUUUUCUGUUGUUAAUGUUUGUUUGUUGUAUAUUUUUACGAAACGACUUAAAGUAAAGUCGGUCAAAUAACUCGAUUGAUUUUAACUUAUUCUUGUUUGCAAGCAAGUUAAAAUACAUACACAUAUAUAUACAUGAAAAAUAUACGUGUGUAUGUUUAUAUCCUUGUACGUUAUUCAGUGGCUGCGAUUCAACACUUGCGCAUGUGUCAUGAAGUCGUUAUGUAGCUAGCCUUUAAAUAACACGUUACCAAAAAAACAACAAAAAAAAAACAUAUAACAAACGUUUUUUGCGGACAAAGUUAUCACGAUCAGGCACAACUUUUAUGUUUAUAAUCUAAUAUGCUUUUAGAUUAAUCAUGACUUAUUGUAAUUGCUGUUGUUAUUAUUAUAAUUUUAAAUGUACAUAGAGAUCGUUGAAGUUACAAUUGCCAAUAUUCAAGGCGUCAACGGUUUUUUUCUUUUCUGUCAUUUUUGUGGUGACAGAGCGAGCUCCUUCUCCGAGGAGAACCUGGCAAAGUGUCCGUGAUAACUAUAACGAUGACGCAAUGAUGUAAUAUGAUGAUGAUGAUGUAAUUUAUACCGGACUAUCAGCGCACACGCCGGUAAUAUUGUCUUGUUCGUGUUUCACACUUAAACUCGUUUUUGAAAUCAUUUUCUUUCCUUCUCUCUUGUACACAACCCAGUUUUACCCCGAAUUGUACAGGGCAUGUUUUAGUUUCUUUUCUUUCUUUUCCACAAAGACUCAGUUGUAUAUAUUUUGAACAGCUGUAUCAAAAAAAUGUUUCCUGAAUAUUUUUCUCGUCUUGUAAAAUAUGUCAACCUUUUUCCCCCAGUGGUGUUUUUUUUCCCCCUCUCCGCUUGUAUAGUAGGUCUCACCAGUUUUGGACAAAAUGAAGCCUUUUGAAGUACACAGAGCGAUUAUAGGGUUUGGUAUUCAAGGAACUGAAUUUAGGAGCAUUUACAGAAAAUAAAUAAAAAAUAUUUUACAUCA